AUGAUCUCUGGUCCAACAGAGAAAGUAUCUGAUGCUUCUGUCACACCAUCAACAAACCAGGCGAUUGAGGGGAAGUCUGUCAACUUAACCUGUGAUGCUGCUGGAUCUGUGUUUACCAGAAAAUGGAUGAAGGAUGGAUCAGAUCUGACUCUGACUGACAACAUAACAUUGUACGAAGAGAACAGAGUGCUGUCCUUUCAGUCACUACAGAAAACGGACACAGGGGAGUAUUCAUGUAACAUCAGUAACCCCAUCAGCUCCAUGGAGGCUAAAUACAGCUUGGUUGUUAAGUAUGGACCAGAAAAUGUUGAAAUCAAAGGCCAGAAUAAGGUACUUGUUGGCAAAAACAUCACAUUAACCUGCUCUGCUGAGUCUGAACCACCUGCUAACUACACCUGGUCACUGAAUGGGACAGAGAUCCACAAAUCUUUUGAGUACACUAAAAAGAAUGUUACAUACUCUGACAGUGGAAGCUACACCUGUCAAGCAAAGAAUGACAUAACUGGGAGAUCACUGUCUGCUGUUCAAGAAUUGACUGUUCUAGUUAAAGUAGAUGAAGGUCUUUCAGGAGGCACCAUUGCUGGAAUAGUAAUCGCAUGUCUUGUGGUUACAUGUUUUGCUAUUGGAGGAUACUUUAUCUACAAAAAGAAAGUCAACAACAGACGUCAGCCAAAUAAGACAGUGCAACUACAACAACCACAGAAAGAGGAACAAAUUUACGAGAACUCAUCUCCGGUUUAUGAGAACUUUUGAACUCAACAUUUUUGAAAGGAAUGUGACCUCUUUAGGACCAAAGGAUGCAUGUUUUUGAAGAAUGUUUUUCUGUAGAAAUAUGUCGUCCAGCCAUUAAACCCCACUCAGUAAAACAUACAGUUAAUCAAAAAGGGAAAAACUAGAUGCUUUAAAGUCUCACUAAAAAUGAAAACAGAGACACCAAUGCUUCAGAAUUUUAUUUUUCUAUUUUAGCUUUACGUUAAACAGAACUUUUAAUAAGUGUCAAUGCAAUGUAAUAAAAAAGUAACAGGAUUAUAUACUGUAUGUUUCUGGAAUGGUUAAAUCUUAAAUUAUGAAACAUACAUGAACCUUAAGCUGCUUUUAUUUAUGUUUUAAGGGACAGAAGCAUCUGAGCUGUGUUUCACCUGAUUUAUUACUUUUGUAUAGAGAUGUCAUAAACAUUUGAAGAUGCUAGCUUCUUACAAUCAAAUAAGUUUUGAAACACAUUGAUCUGUUAUGAUUAUAUAGUGGUGAAUGUGUUUGAAUUUACUUCCACUGUAUGGCAAUAUAAAAAUAAAUGACCAACGUUGUUUUCUGUUUUCUGAACUUCAAGUAUAAAAGUGUAAAUCUACAGAUCAGUUUGCUUUGAUUCUUCUGUUCAAACAACAUAAACACAAUCUGUUUCAUCUGUUAAUGCAUCAUAUAUUAGU
Messenger RNA from Notolabrus celidotus (New Zealand spotty), 1424 nucleotides. RefSeq lists its product as uncharacterized. The record is from RefSeq and is a predicted model, not a curated record. The transcript has 5 exons. The coding region runs from base 1 to 753 and encodes 250 amino acids. Lineage: Eukaryota; Metazoa; Chordata; Actinopteri; Labriformes; Labridae.